AUGGAGGAGUCGGAAACCGCAGCCAUUCUUCCCGCUGAUGUCCUCAACGCUACAUCCGAAGCGGAGCAAGCUGACGUACCCACCACCACCGGGAGCUGCGACCCCCGACCCCGGUUCUCAUGGCAGCUGCUGCCGCCGGUGUCCGUGGAGCCGGUGCUCUUCCUCUCCAUGUUCUCUCUGGUCCUGCAAGGGCCUCUGUCCACUCAGUAUCUGUGGGACCGACUCAGCGAGGACCUCGGCUACAACGGCUCCAAGAGGUCGGAGUGCACCAACGGCUCCGCGCCCCCCGACCCUCUGCAGAAGGAGGUGGAAACCCUAACAGCCCACUGGAACCUGUACAUCAGUCUGGCAGGCUUGUCUGUAGGCCUGUUGGUUGUGCCUCUCCUGGGCUCAUGGAGUGACCUCGCGGGUCGCAGGCCAGUCCUCAUCCUCCCUAACCUUGGCCUGGCACUGCAGGCAGUAGUUUACCUCGUAGUGAUGUACCUGAAGCUGCCGGUGGUCUAUUUUCUACUGGGCAGAAUGCUGAGUGGCCUUUCAGGUGAUUUCAAUGCCAUCCUGGCAGGCUGCUUUGCAUAUGUGGCUGAUACCAGUGACAGGAGGUCCCGCACCUUCAGGGUGGCAGUGCUGGAGGCCUGUCUGGGUCUGUCAGGGAUGCUGGCCAGCAUUAUCGGGGGGCAGUGGCGGCGUGCACAAGGGUACAUCAACCCAUUUUGGCUGGCCUUGGCCACCAACUUGGCCUCAGCUCUGUACGCUUACCUGUUUGUUCGAGAGUCUGUCCUGCCAGACCCAAGUGCGAAGCUCCUCACCCCUCGCCACCACAAGGCUGUCUGGCGCCUCUACUCAUCAGGAGGGAGGAGCAGUGAGGAUGGUGGAGGGUUUCAUAGAUGCAAGCUAUGGUUUUACACACUCAGCUUCUUCCUGGUGGUGAUGGUACAUUCCGGCUGCAGGGAGCUGUAUGUGCUGUACGAGUUAAGCUCGCCACUGUGCUGGGGCCCCGCCCUCAUUGGCUACGGGUCAGCAGCUCAGCACCUGGCCUACCUGAGCAGUCUGCUGGGGCUGAAGAUCAUGCAGCGCUGCCUGGAGGACUCCUGGGUGGCUCUUGUGGGUCUGGCCUCCAACAUUACGGGGCUAGUGGUCUUCUCUGUAGCUGACACCAUUCAACUCAUGUUCACAGGUUAUGGUCUGUGUUUCCUCUUCAUGGCCACGACACCUGUUCUCAGGUCGAAGCUGUCAAAGUUGGUGGACCCAUCAGAGCAAGGUGCCCUGUUUGCCUCUGUUGCUUGUGUGGAGAGCUUAUGUUUUCUGGUGGGUAGUGGUGUCUUCAACUCACUGUACCCAGCCACCCUGCACUUCAUGAAGGGCUUCUCCUUCCUUUUUGCUGCCAUCAUCCUCUUCGUCCCCGCUGGAAUCAUAGGGACUCUACAAUGUUUAGACCAGAGGAGAGACCUCAGAGACUCCACAGUAUCCUGACCUGAAAAGAUGCAGAGGAGGAACCUGUCAUGUGGUUUCAGUUCCUCCUGGUGUCAGUGUGUGCGGUGAGCAGCUCUGGCACAGAGAAAUCCAUCAUGUUCAUCUGUGAUCCUCAGGGAAACGAUUUUAAGAGAGUUGAGCGACUGGAUUCUAGUCACAUCAAGUGAUAAAGACCAAAGGAUGAAGAAUCAAACUUCUGUCUGACUUCACUGACAAUGUCUUAAUGAUUAGAUGCUAGACACUGGAGUUUUUUUAAUAUUUGCGGGUCCUAAAAUCUCAACUUUGUACUCAGGUAGUGGUGUAAUGAAGAAGAUUUUAUUCAUGCUUUUAUUUUGUGAUUUGACACAUUUUCACUAUCAAUGCAAUGAGUGCCAAAGAAUUUUCUGUACAUUUCCAUUUUUUAUAUAUGGACUUCAAUAGCUUGAAUGGCACACUGCAGAGUAAAGUGCUAGGGGAAGGUAAAGUGCAAGAGGACUCCGACUAACGGUACGUUUCAAAUUAUGUCAUAAAGCAGACUCACACCACUAACCUCUUUUGGCACCUUCACAAGAAUCAUAUCAAACAGUACAGAGACGGAUUAGUGCGACAAAAGAAAAUGCAGACACAGACGUUGUAAAAGACUUUUACCUGAAACAGAAUCAUAAAGAAUCAUGAAGAUGGAAUGAGAUAAUAGCUGCUGUUGUUACCUGCAAAGAUAUUUACAUAGUCAAUAAAAGAUACGAUUGGCGGUUAACUAGGAGUGAUAUGUAUCGUUAUCUGGAUAUGAAAUCAGGAUAUGAGAUUGGUCACACACUUUCUGUUCCUUCUGGGAAAGAACUUCACAGAGGUUAUCUUACAGAAAGUUUAUGAAUCCAAUUGUUUCCUGUAUACUGUUUUUCAAACCAAUAUUCUGUCAAUUAACUUUUAUAUG
Messenger RNA from Hippoglossus stenolepis (Pacific halibut), 2380 nucleotides. RefSeq names its product solute carrier family 46 member 1 (gene slc46a1). Gene Ontology annotation, molecular function: transmembrane transporter activity. Bases 1 to 1470 code for a protein of 489 amino acids. Gene Ontology annotation, biological process: transmembrane transport. Gene Ontology annotation, cellular component: plasma membrane. The record is from RefSeq and is a predicted model, not a curated record. NCBI's taxonomy places the organism in Eukaryota, Metazoa, Chordata, Actinopteri, Pleuronectiformes, Pleuronectidae. The transcript has 6 exons.